Penicillium samsonianum is the source of this 1290-nucleotide messenger RNA. RefSeq names its product Tm-1-like ATP-binding domain-containing protein. NCBI's taxonomy places the organism in Eukaryota, Fungi, Ascomycota, Eurotiomycetes, Eurotiales, Aspergillaceae. The transcript has a single exon. The record is from RefSeq and is a predicted model, not a curated record. The coding region runs from base 1 to 1290 and encodes 429 amino acids.
AUGUCCCCAACCACCCCCGCAAUCCUCCUCCUAGGAACAUGCGACACCAAACUCCCAGAACUCCUCUACACAAAAGCCCAAAUCGAAUCCACCAACGCAACAGUCCUCCUAAUGGACAUCAGCCGCAACCCAACCACCCACGAAGAAAUCGCCAUUCCCCAAAGCGCCCUAGUCACCUCUUCCUCCCCGUCAACCCCAAUCCCAGAUCUAACAACCCUCGCGCGGGCCGAGUACAUAACCACACUCACACCCUACGCCACGACAAAAGUAAUCGACCUCCACCAAUCGCACCAAAUCCACGGCAUCCUCGCCAUCGGCGGCUCAUGCGGCACAUCACUAGCAGCAGCAGUCAUGCGCGACGCGCUACCAGUCGGAUUCCCCAAACUAAUCGUCUCAACCAUGGCAUCGGGAGACGUGGGGCCGUAUAUUGGCGAAACGGAUAUCAGCAUGAUGUACAGCGUUGUUGAUAUCGCGGGCCGGAACCGUGUUUUGGAGGGUGUUCUUGAUAAUGCUGCUGGGGGGAUUGUCGGGAUGGCGAGUGCGUUUUUGAAACGAGAGCGGGGUGGGAAGGGGGUAGAGGUACCUUCAUCUUCUGGUGUGAGGAUUGGUAUAUCCAUGUUUGGGGUUACGACUCCUGGUGUCACGCGCGCGCGGGAACGUCUUGAGGAGGUCUUGCCUGGUUGUGAGGUUUAUGUUUUUCAUGCUACGGGGUCUGGGGGGAGGGCUUUGGAGAGACUUGUGAGGGAGGGGCGGAUUGAUGCGGUGCUUGAUUUGACGACUACGGAGAUUGCGGAUGAGGUUGUUGGUGGGGUUCUUAGUGCAGGGGAUGGACGGUUGACUGCGGCUACGAUGCGGGAUAUUCCGAGGGUUGUUAGUGUUGGGGCGUGUGAUAUGGUUAAUUUCGGGGAGGCGGGGAGUGUUCCUGCUGCUUUUGCGGGGGCUGGGAGGUUGUUCCAUGAGCACAAUGCGACUGUUACGCUUAUGAGGACUACUAAGAAGGAAUGUGCGGAUAUUGGGAUGUUUAUAGCGGGGAACUUGUUGCGGGAUUCGAGGGAUAGAAGACAAUUGAGGCGGACGAAGGUGGUUCUCCCUGUUGGUGGGGUGAGCAUGUUGGAUAUUCCUGGUCAGCCAUUCCACGACCCAAAGGCAGAUGAGGUAUUGUUUUCUACUUUGGAGAGGGAAUUGGAGGGCAGUGGGAUAUCAGUCGCGCGAGAUUUGCGUAACAUCAAUGAUCCCGACUUUGCAGUGAGGGUAGCAGAUGAACUGGCCAAAUUGAUCCGCGGAGAAUAG